Molecule: messenger RNA, 1467 nt
Organism: Camellia sinensis
Lineage: Eukaryota; Viridiplantae; Streptophyta; Magnoliopsida; Ericales; Theaceae
Source: RefSeq, a predicted model, not a curated record
UCCCUUGAAGGGGUGCUCAUCAUUUCCCUUUCAUCCACAUCCCCCAGAUUGUGCAAACCUUUGGAAUACACCUUCUCCUAUUCCUUACACUCUACCUUGUUUGUUUUCUCCACCUUUUUUGAAUUACAUGAUGCUAACACAUCAAAAUUAUUAGAUGACGAUGGAAGGUAAUUGAAUUCUACCAGAAUUUAUUGAUGAAAUAUUAUAGGCAAGUUGACAGUUCCAGACACCAGAAGCAUUUAAGACACAAUAAGAUUAAAGGGUUAAUUAGGUAACACCUGGAGAUACAUGGUCAAAAUAUGGUUUGCAAACAUUCUUAACUCAAUCAUUGCAAUAAAAUUUCACUUUCUAAGAAAGAAAGGAAGAACAUCAACAAGAAACUAGUAUUGUACAUGUGCCUCUCUAUGUCCUUAAGAAAGGUUGUAGAAAAUCUCCCACUCAGUCCAACAAAAAGUUUCUUACAUUAACAGAAUACACAAUGUACCUGGAAAAGAUUUCUUUGAAGCAUAUCAUAUCAUUAGCAGUAAGUUGAAACUAAGGUCACUGUUAGAAUUUACCAUAAUAUAUCAUCACCUACCACCUCCACUCAACUCACCUACCACACACACUCACCUACUCCCCAAUCCUCUCCUAUAUAAUUAGUACCUCACCAUCUGUAAUUUACAUAACAAUCACAAUCAAUAACAAUCAAUAAUACAUAAAUUCUUACAUGGUAUCAGAGCUAUAGGUUAAAGAUCUUGGUGUUCUUCGCCUUCCGGCGGGCGGCAACCUUACCUUGACCGUCCGCCGGAUCUCAACCAAUUCAAACCUCCAUUCAUUAUAUCCUCUCUCGGUUUAGGGUUACCACCUCUGCGUUUCAACCUCUCAGACAUUGAAUCCCUUUCUCUCUCUCUGAAAUGGCAGGAAGCGGUGUUGUAACAGUCUACGGCAAUGCAGCAAUCACCGAAACCACGAAGAAAUCCCCUUUCUCAGUGAAGGUAGGCCUCGCCCAGAUGCUCCGCGGCAGAGUCAUCAUGGACGUCGUCAACGCUGACCAAGCUCGCAUCGCGGAGGAGGCUGGCGCCUGCGCCGUCAUGGCCCUGGAACGCGUCCCGGCCGACAUCCGUUCCCAAGGCGGCGUCGCCCGCAUGAGCGACCCCCAACUCAUCAAGGAGAUCAAGCAAGCCAUCACUCAAUACAUACACACCAGCUUUCACACACACACCGACAGCAGCUGUUCAAAGCUGCCUCUGAUCUCUCUCCCUCUCUUCUCAGCAAAACCUCUCUUCUCUUUUCUUUUUCUUUUAAUAUUUUACUCCACUAUCUUCUGUCUUUCACAUCAUGACACCCACUUUCUUUUCUUUUCUUUUCUUUCUUCACCAACCCCUUUUUUUAUCUAGCACAUUCAACACACAUGCACGACAUCCAGUUUUGGAAGAAUCAAUAACUAAAUAAAUCAAUAAAAAAAAAAAAAAAAAAAAAAAAAAA